AAUGUCCUAGGGCCUAGGCGAUACAGCAUACAGCCACAAUGCAAUAUGCAUCACAGUUAUUUAAAAAUGGCCGAGCUUCCGCAGUUGGGCAAACAUUGUCACAUGAAAUCUUGCAAUCGUUUAGAUUUCCUGCCAUACACUUGUGUACAUUGUAAAUUCACGUUCUGUGGCGACCACAGAGCAACAGAUGCACACACAUGUGACAAAGUUGAGAAUCAUACACUGACAGACGAAGAAGUGGGAAAGGCCAAAGCAGAGCGAUUGUUUAGUUGCAGUCUAAGCAGCUGUAGUCAGUGGGAACUUACGGCUGUCAUCUGUCCCCUGUGCAAGCAGAAUUUUUGUCUGUGUCAUCGUCAUGCGCAGGACCAUCAGUGCCAAAGCCUUGAUUCUGAACAAGACUACAUGCCACGCACUACGCAGUUAGUCCAGAAUAUCCUAGGUUCGAAGAAGCCUGCAGAAAAAAAAGCAACAGCAGAGGCUUCACCACUAGCUCUGAAGGUCAAGCUGAUGAAAAUGAAGAUGCACGCAGCUGGGGAUAAAAAUAUUCCUCAAGCUGAACGAGUAUACUUUGAAGUCACUCUCCCAAGGAGCUACAAAAUGUCGAGGCCCUAUUAUUUUUCAAAAGUGUGGACUGUUGGGAGAGGUAUAGACAGUAUUGCUGGCAUUGAGAAAUUUUUGAACAACAAUAAUAAAGCUGAUGCAAAGUGGCUGCGCCUAUUUGAUGCUACAACCCUGGAAAUUCUUCCUGUAAAUACAAGGUUUCAGAAUCUGCUCACAGACCUGUCCAUAAAUGAAGGUCAAAAUUUAAUUCUUGAAUAUGUCGAACGGAGUUGUACGUGCUUGCCAAAUGACUACCUACAGAAGUAGUUGUACAAAUAUGACUAAUGAUUAUGAAAUAUGAUUAAUGACAUGUAUUAAAUUAAUUAAAUUAUA
Molecule: messenger RNA, 933 nt
Organism: Ornithodoros turicata
Lineage: Eukaryota; Metazoa; Arthropoda; Arachnida; Ixodida; Argasidae
Product: AN1-type zinc finger protein 1-like
Exons: 7
Coding region: 46-867 (273 amino acids)
Cellular component (GO): cytoplasm
Molecular function (GO): zinc ion binding
Source: RefSeq, a predicted model, not a curated record